AUGCUAGAUUGGGAUAAAUGUAAUUUCAUGGUCAUCGAAGGUGUUGUUCUUGGACACAAGAUUUCAUCAAAAGGGUUGGAGGUUGACAAAGCCAAAGUUGAGGUGAUCGAGAAGCUACCCCCACCGGUCAACGUCAAGGGAGUGCAAAGCUUCCUUGGUCAUGCGGGAUUUUAUAGGCGUUUCAUCAAAGACUUCUCGAAGAUAGUUAAGCCAUUGAGAAAUUUGCUCAACAAAGCGGAUCAUUUGUCCCGUUUGGUCAGUGUGGAUGUUACAAAGAAAGAAAUUGAAGUAAGAGAAGAAUUUCUGGAUGAGAAACUCUAUGCGAUUCAAGUGAGGCCUUGGUUUUCCGAUUUUGCUAAUUUUAAGGCAACUGGUUUGAUACCGGAAGACCUCACUAGUAAUCAAAAGAAAAAGUUUUUGUCGGAUGUCAAGCAAUAUGUGUGGGAUGACCCAUACUUAUUCAACGUAGGAGUGGAUAGUAUUUUGAGAAGGUGUGUCACUAGUGAAGAGUCCAAAGACAUUAUUUGGCAUUGUCACAACUCUCCAUACGGAAGGCAUUAUAGCGAAGUUGAAGUUUUUGAUUGUUGGGGCAUUGAUUUUGUUGGCCCGUUUCCUCCGUCUUUUGCAAAUGAAUACAUUCUCAUUGCGGUUGACUAUGUGUCAAAAUGGGUGGAAGCAAGUGCUUCACCUAAGGUUGAUUCCAAAAUGGUAAUCAAAUUUUUAAAGAAAAACAUAUUUUCUCGUUUUGGUGUGCCUAGAGUGUUGGUAAGUGACGGUGGCUCUCACAUUUGCAAUGCACCCUUGGAAAAAGUUUUGGAACAUUAUGGUGUAAACCACAAAGUCACUACUCCUUACCAUCCUCAAGCUAAUGGUCAAACUGAUGUGUCUAAUAGGGAAAUAAAGAAGAUUCUUGAGAAAACCGUGUCAAGUGCUAGGAAGGACUAG
Messenger RNA from Vicia villosa (hairy vetch), 945 nucleotides. RefSeq lists its product as uncharacterized. The record is from RefSeq and is a predicted model, not a curated record. The coding region runs from base 1 to 945 and encodes 314 amino acids. The transcript has 3 exons. Gene Ontology annotation, biological process: DNA integration. Gene Ontology annotation, molecular function: nucleic acid binding. Lineage: Eukaryota; Viridiplantae; Streptophyta; Magnoliopsida; Fabales; Fabaceae.